Molecule: messenger RNA, 2649 nt
Organism: Peromyscus californicus insignis
Lineage: Eukaryota; Metazoa; Chordata; Mammalia; Rodentia; Cricetidae
Gene: Coil
Product: coilin
Exons: 7
Coding region: 35-1789 (584 amino acids)
Biological process (GO): spliceosomal snRNP assembly
Cellular component (GO): Cajal body
Molecular function (GO): U2 snRNA binding; U1 snRNA binding
Source: RefSeq, a predicted model, not a curated record
GUAGCCCUGUGGAACCUCUCGGCUUCCGUUGAGCAUGAGCAAGAUGGCAGCCUCCGAGACGGUUAGGCUACGGCUUCAAUUUGACUACCCGCCGCCGGCCACGCCGCACUGCACGGUCUUCUGGCUUCUGGUGGACCUGAACAGAUGCCGAGUUGUCACGGAUCUCAUCAGUCUCAUCCGCCAGCGCUUCGGCUUCAGUUCCGGGGCGCUCCUGGGCCUCUACCUGGAAGGGGGGCUGCUGCCCCCGGCCGAGAGCGCGCGCCUGGUGAGAGACAACGACUGCCUCAGGGUUAAGUUAGAAGAUGGAGGACUCCCUGAGAAUCUGGUCGUAAGCAAUGGUGGCGACUCUCAUUUUGUACCCAGAAAAGCGAAGAAGCGGGCUUUUAAGUUGGUGGAGGAUGAAGAGACGGAACUGGGUUCCAAGUACUCAAAGAAGCCCUGGAAAAAGCAGGAGGAGGGCCAUAGUGAGAAGGCCUUGGGCCCGGAAACAAAACAGGUUCCAGAUGAGAUGGGGAGGGCGAGAAACAAGAGAAAGAGCAAAGUGACCGGCAGCCCAGCAGAGGGGGAGGAAGAGGAGGCCAAAAAGAAAUCACCAAAAAGAAAGGAGAAAAGUGAACAUAAGAAGCAGACCAAGGCCUCCAAGUCUUCCAAAACACCAGCGCCCAAGGAGUGGAGCCCACAGAACUUCAGCUCGCCCAGGGGCUCCCCCAGGGGCUCCCCCAAGGGCUCCCCGAAGGGCUCCCCCAAGUGCUCCCCCAGGAGCAGCCUUACUAAAGCCCGGAGGAAAAGCAACGCGGGACCCAAAGGGAGCCCAGCCUACCUGUCAGAGUCGGAUUCUGGUCCAGAGUCAGUCGGUGCUGACCACUGCGGUGUCACAGUGCAGGGGGGCACCUUUUCAGAGAAACUGUCAGCUGAGCUGUUGAAAGAUGGGCCUGCUACAAAAACUGCAGCUGCCACCAGACAGGCCUCAAAGCCUGCCUUCACCUUCAGCUCUGGCAAGGGCAAGGCCGCCAGAACCUCGUCAUCCAGUUCAGACUCCAGUUCGGAGUCAGAGGACCAGUUUGUGGUGUCCAAGAACAUCCCUGAGGGCACGUCGGACUUCUUAAAGGCAGCAGGCCUCUUUGCAGGGCAAGGGUGUCCAGAGCUGAUGUUGCAGACUCCGGGAAUUAUGGGAUGGAAACCUUCUGACUCAAGCAGAGGCAGGCAAACUUCUCCCAGUGUGCCUGUCUCCACCAGUUUGGGAAGAGGAUGGGGACGAGGAGAGGACUUCUUGUUUGGGAAGGGACUGAGGGGCCGGGGUGUCCGGGGCCGAGGUCGAGGCCGAGGCCAUGCUAUCUCCUGUAUCUUAAAUAGAAGCUCUGAGAGCCAGAAGCAGAAACAGUUAAAUGACAUCCUAACGAACUCAUCCAUUGUGAUCCAGAAUCCUGUAGAGACACACAAGAAGGACUAUAGCCUGUUGCCACAGUUGGCAGCUGCCCCUCAAGUCGGCGAAAAGAUUGCAUUUAAGCUUUUGGAACUCACAUCGGACUACUCUCCUGAUGUCUCUGAUUACAAGGAAGGAAAAAUACUAAGCCACAACCCAGAGACCCAGCAAGUGGACAUAGAAGUCCUCUCGUCCUUACCAGCUCUGAAAGAACCCGGGAAGUUUGAUUUGGUCUAUCACAAUGAGAACGGAACCGAGGUGGUGGAGUACGCCGUGACGCAAGAGAGGAGGAUCAGUGUGCACUGGAAAGAAUUGAUUGAUCCAAGACUGAUUAUUGACUCUUCAAAUAGCAUCUCAAGUAAAUAGCUUGUCUGCACAUAAGCUCUGACCUCAUCACCUCGAAGUCUAUAAGUAUUGUUUGUGACCGUGACCAUAGCCUGGAGUUGUAAGAAGAAGAUUAAAUGUCGUUUGGACUCUCUGUUAUCUUCACUUUACCAUAUUAGAAAAAGAGAUCUACCUCAUCGUUUAGAGUGACAUGGGUGUUAGUUUGUGGACCUUUAUUUCCCUCGGGCUAAGUUCAGUAACCCAAUUGAAAGUGCGGUGUUCCCUGUGGGCGGACCAGUAUGGCAGGACGCUUGCCUCUCUUCCACCUGUCAGACCACAGUAGCAAUCGUCAGGAGGAGUUUACAGUACCACACGCAAGAUCGUGCUGUGCAUCUUGUUUUUUAAGUCACAUUUUCAAAUACGAAGGCAUGUUUCUUGACUUAAUUUUUUACCAUGUGAGUUGUUCCGUUAAGCCGGAGCAUCUCACGCAUUCCGAGUAUUUUAUACUUGUCAUCCUCAAGACUUAAUGGAGUUGGAUUUGUUGCAGGUGUGAGUUAAGGAAUCCUUUCCCAUUGUUCCAGCUGUAAAAUACAGGGUUCUCAGGGCCUGUGUGUGUAGAGGGCAGUGGGAAGACAACCUCGUAUUGCCUGGAGGACAAUUGGCCUCCCACUGCCAGAGGGCUGGCCAUGAACCUCAGACUAGGGGGCAAGUGACCUUGCCACCGAGGAUGCCGGGAGUCUUGGCUCAGUGUGCUGAAGUGAGGAUCUUGAACAGAAACUUGCUUUUCUGUUACUAUUCAGCAAAGCUAAAGGCUGAAUAUAAACUGUGCAAAUUGCUUUAACAAAAACUCAGAUCCCUCCUUCAGCUUUGCAAAUUUUUAAAUAAAAUCAUAUUGAACUCAA